Molecule: messenger RNA, 2814 nt
Organism: Clupea harengus (Atlantic herring)
Lineage: Eukaryota; Metazoa; Chordata; Actinopteri; Clupeiformes; Clupeidae
Gene: chrna2b
Product: cholinergic receptor, nicotinic, alpha 2b (neuronal)
Exons: 7
Coding region: 1420-2814 (464 amino acids)
Biological process (GO): monoatomic ion transmembrane transport
Cellular component (GO): postsynaptic membrane
Molecular function (GO): acetylcholine-gated monoatomic cation-selective channel activity; transmembrane signaling receptor activity
Source: RefSeq, a predicted model, not a curated record
UGUGUGUGUGUACGUGUUUGUGUGUUUCUGCUGCAUGUUCACUGUGUGAAGGGCAGGGACUGGGCAGUUACUAUAACAGUAAUUUUUCAAAUGUGUAUCAGAGCAACAUAUUCAUUGAUAAAUGUAAAACAAAUUAUUGAAUGUAGAUAUUCCCAAUAAAACUGAACGCAAUUCGAUGUGCCUCGCAUGAUCCAAUUCAAAAGGAUUCUCUUGUCAUGGAAAUGAUAUUCCACAAAUUAUUUUGGGGUAACAUUUACUUAUCUAUUCUGCCCUCUAGCAGUUUUACGUUGAAAUAGCACAUGCUUUAAACUAAAUGAACGUUUGUUUCAACCUAAGGGUAAGUGACGCGCAAUACAAGACACUAAAAAAAAAAGGUAUGUCAUGUUUUUGUAGCCAAACAAGAUUUCCAUGAAUAUUGAAAUGAUCCGUACAAAUUUUACACUUACCGGUAUAUUAAAACAUUUUAAAUGCGUCACUGGAGCUUUCUCAAAUACCAUUAUGUGCUUUCUGAAUAUUGAUAUCGGCAUUUGCAAUGGGGGAAUUUAAGCCUAUGGGUGAUUAGAAUACACGUUAUCAAGUCCCACCUCUACAUCUUGACAUCAGAGGCGCGCGUAAACGGAGAGCAGUCGGGAGGGGGUCUCCACACCGCGCGUGCGGCCGGCAUCACUCAGCUAGAAUUCAACUUCCAGCGCAGUCUGACCUGUUUGUCUCUUCAAUCAAUGCAAUCUGAGCCGCUUAAAUUCUCCUGAACACUGGGUAUUGUUUCAUCGCAGUAAAAUACUUAAGGCUUCAGGCUGGUCACUAUGGGAAUGUUUUCAGCAGAAGUGAUGUGAUUUGGUUUCAGAUGGAUUCGCACCUCAAGCCUGGACCACAUCAACGGAUUUCGUUUUUAUUUAGAUCCAUCAUUUAUACUGAGGAGAGUCUUUGGACUUUCUUAGUGAACUUCGGAUAGGAUUUUUGUAUUUUAUCAGUGUAAGAACCCCCUUUAACGAGUCAGAGAUUAUAUGAUAACUUUCUGUCUGUUUUAGAAAAACCUUUGAUCCGCCUCUUAUUUUCUGGAUGCUGCGUAAUUAUCUUAAACUUCAAUCAGUUAGCAGCAAUCAGAAGACUGGCGCGUGACUCCCUAUAGGCAAGAGCCAGUUAUCGAAGUCUUCAACAGACGGUCUUCUUACUCUCAGAUCAGGAAGCUUUAUUUUGUAUACAUGAACUGCAAAGACAGGAACUAUGUAACGUUCCUGAAGUGUAUUAUCAGUGGACGUCCUAAAACCAAUGAUGGUGGCUGUAAACGGAUUAAUCAAAUCUCCUUUACAGUGAUGUUUUGCGCGCCCAACAGUUCUGCAAAAAUGCCAUGAGAACGGAGAGCGGUAGGGCAAUUAAAUCAACUCCUCGAGGCUGGCACCUGUUCUCCGAAAAGAGGGGAUGGAGCGCGUCCAAUGCUACCUGUUCUCAGUGAGGACAACUUUACUCUGUCUCUUCCUCUACAAGACAUCCUGGACCUAUGAGAAGACUCACUCUCACGCCGAGGACGAACUCUUCAAGAAGCUCUUUAUCGGUUACAACAAGUGGUCCAGGCCCGUACCAAACACCUCUGACGUCGUCAUCGUCAAGUUUGGCCUCUCCAUAGCCCAGCUCAUUGACGUGGAUGAGAAGAACCAAAUGAUGACAACCAACGUGUGGCUAAAGCAGGAGUGGAACGAUUACAAACUUCGAUGGAAACCGUCAGACUAUGACAACGUGACGUCCAUUCGAGUGCCUUCAGAACUCAUCUGGGUGCCUGACAUUGUUCUGUACAACAAUGCUGACGGAGAGUUUGCCGUGACCCACAUGACCAAAGCCCACCUGUUCUACACGGGCCAGGUGCGCUGGGUGCCCCCGGCCAUCUACAAGAGCUCCUGCAGCAUCGACGUCACCUUCUUCCCCUUCGACCAGCAGAACUGCAAGAUGAAGUUCGGCUCGUGGACCUACGACAAGGCCAAGAUCGACCUGGAGCGCAUCGAGAACACGGUGGACCUGAAGGACUACUGGGAGAGCGGUGAGUGGGCCAUCAUGAACGCCGUGGGCACCUACAACACCAAGAAGUACGACUGCUGCCACGAGAUCUACGUGGACAUUACCUACUACUUCAUCAUCCGCCGGCUGCCUCUCUUCUACACCAUCAACCUCAUCAUCCCCUGCCUGCUCAUCUCCUGCCUGACGGUGCUGGUGUUCUACCUGCCGUCCGACUGCGGCGAGAAGAUCACCCUCUGCAUCUCGGUGCUGCUCUCGCUCACCGUCUUCCUGCUGCUCAUCACCGAGAUCAUCCCGUCCACGUCGCUGGUGAUCCCGCUGAUCGGCGAGUACCUGCUCUUCACCAUGAUCUUCGUCACGCUCUCCAUCAUCAUCACCGUCUUCGUGCUCAACGUGCACCACCGCUCGCCGGGCACGCACAAGAUGCCGAUCUGGGUGCACGCCGUCUUCCUGGACCUCAUCCCACGCUUGCUCUUCAUGCAGCGGCCCGCGCCAGACGGGCAGCGCCGACGGAGGCUCCUGCUGCUCCAGCAGCCCCAGCACGAGCGGCACCAUGCCCACGAGGACAGGGCAGCGUCGGAUGCCAGCGGGGGGUUCCUGCUCUCGCCCAGUGUGCAGCGGGCGCUGGAGGGGGUGCACUACAUCGCAGACCACCUACGAGCGGAGGACGCUGACUUCAGUGUGAAGGAAGAUUGGAAGUACGUUGCCAUGGUGAUAGACAGAAUCUUUCUGUGGAUGUUUAUUAUUGUCUGUCUGCUUGGCACCAUUGGGCUCUUUUUGCCACCCUGGCUUGCGGGCAUGAUCUAG